UAGAAUUCUAGAAGAAUGUGAAUCAGAAUACAAUACUCCAAUUUUUCCAGUAAAGAAACCUGAUGGUAGCUAUCGACUAGUCCAAGACUUAUGAGCAAUAAACCAGAUCACUAAGGACAUACAUCCAGUAGUUGCAAAUCCGUAUACCUUGUUAACAUCUGUGAAAGAGAAAUAUAAAUGGUUUACAGUACUUGAUUUAAAAGAUGCCUUCUUCUGCAUACCCCUUGACCAGGAAAGCAAAAGCUAUUCGCUUUCGAUUGGGAGAAUCCACACAAUAGGAGAAAGGCCCAAUUAACCUGGACACGCCUUCCACAAGGAUUUAAGAAUAGUCCAACUAUCUUCGGAAAUCAACUAGCCAAAGAGCUUGAGGAAUGGACUACAAGAGGCUAUAUCAGAAUUCCUCGACAAUGGUAUUUGUUGCUGCAAUAUGUGGAUGAUAUUCUGAUUGCUGCUGAGACCCAAGAACUUUGCAUUCAGGAAUGGCAGGAUGGUGCAGGCUCUGGAUCAUGGACUAUGGACUUAUUGCCAAACCUUUAUACGAGGCACAGAAGAAUAAGACCUUGGUGUGGGAAAGACCACAACAAGAAGCUUUUCAAAAAUUGAAACAGGCCUUAAUGCAAGCGCCUGCUUUGGGCCUACCUGAUCUGAGUAAAGACUUUCAGUUGUUUGUACAUGAAUGACAGAGACUUGCUCUAGGGGUAUUAACCCAACGGCUGGGAUCUUGGAAAAGGCCCGUAGGUUAUUUCUCUAAACAACUUGACCCGGUAAGUGCUGGAUGGCCGGCGUGCUUGCGGGCGGUGGCUGCUACCGUGAUAUUAAUUCAGGAAGUCCGGAAACUGACUAUGGGGAAAAAGAUUGAAGUGUUUGUAUCCCACAUGGUGACUACUGUAUUAGAACAAAAGGGGGGCCAUUGGCUUUCCCCAAGUAGAAUGAUGAAAUAUCAGGCAAUUUUAACAGAGCAGGAUGAUAUCAUCCUAAAAACAACUAACCUAAUGAAUCCAGCUGUGUUUUUAAGCGCAGAGACUGAAGAAGAAAAUCUGGAACAUGAUUGUGUGGAGGUCAUUGAAUAUACCCACGCAAGUCGACCUGACCUGAAAGAUACCCCGUUGGAGAAGAAGGAUUGGGAGCUUUUUACUGACGGCAGUAGUUUUGUGGAAAGAGGAGUGCGGUAUGCAGGAUACGCGAUUACUACUGCCAAAACAGUAAUUGAAGCUAAAUCCCUACCACCAAACACAUCAGCACAGAAAGCUGAGUUGAUAGCCCUAACUAGGGCAUUAGAGCUCAGUGAGGACAAAAGGGUCAAUAUUUGGACUGACUCAAAAUAUGCAUUUGGGGUUGUUCAUGUACAUGGAGCUCUUUGGAAAGAGCGUGGACUACUCUCCUCCCAAGGAACAAACAUCAAGUACCAAAAAGAAAUAUUGAACUUGAUUAAUGCCGUUCAAAAGCCAUCACUGGUUGCCAUCAUGCACUGUAAAGCUCAUCAGAGUGGGACAUCAACAAUUAUUGAAGGAAACCGACUUGCUGAUCAAACAGCCCGAUCAGUGGCACGACGAGUCUGGAUGAUGGUGGGUCUUGUCUCCCAAAAGGUAAGAGCAAUUGAUUUAUUACCUACACCUUCAGAGGCACCUGAAUAUUCUACAGAAGAUGAGAAAUUGGCAAGACUAGUAAAAGCCGUCAAGGAUAAUUCUGGAUGGUAUGUAACCACCAACGGACAAAUUGUGGUCCCGAUCACAAUUAUGAGAGGGAUACUUCAGGCGGAGCACCAGAAGUGUCAUUGGGGUGCAGAAGCAUUGGUAACUUAUCUAAGAAAACAAAUUAUCUCGGUCCAGAUGUUAACAAUGGCAAAAUCUAUCACAGCUAAGUGUGAAAUUUGCUUGAGAAAUAAUCCUUUAGUUAAAAGGAAAGUAGAUAUGGAAAAAUUAGGACAGGUGUACAACCAGGGGAUUGUUGGCAAAUAGAUUAUGUGGAACUCCCCAAAACUCGAGGAUUCAGAUAUCUGCUAGUUGGGGUAUGCACCUUCUCAGGAUGGCCAGAAGCCUUCCCUUGUCGCACCAACCAGGCACAAGAAACUGUAAAAUGGUUACUGAAGGAAAUAAUUCCUAGAUUUGGAGUACCAUUGGGAAUAUCAUCUGAUAGGGGACCGCAUUUUGUUGCUCAAGUGGUAAAGGAAGUCAGUAGAUGUUUGGGAAUUAAAUGGGAAUUACACACCCCGUGGAGACCCCAGUCUAGUGGCCAGGCGGAGAAAAUGAAUCAGACGUUAAAACGACAACUUAGCAAAAUUUGCCAAGAAGCAAAAUUUAAUGGCCCCAGGCCUUACCAAUAGCGUUAUUGCGAAUUAGGAUUAAACCUAGGAGUGGAAUGUCCGUAAGCCCAUACGAAAUUCUGUAUGGCAAACCAUACGAAGCACCUGAUCCGAAUCCAAGUGUACAUGUAAAAGGUAAUCAGGAUGUGUACAAUUAUGUGUUGUCUCUUGGCAGGACAUUGAAUCGACUCAGAUCCGUAUUAGUGUGGAAUCGCCCGCUAGCACUUGAGAAUCCGGUACAUGAUAUAGAACCUGGAGACACGGUGUAUAUAAAGACUUGGAGAGAAGAUCCUUUAAAAGAACAUUGGGACGGACCUUAUCAAGUACUUUUAACUAACAUUGGGACGGACCUUAUCAAGUACUUUUAACUACAUUUACUGCAAUCAAGGUUGCUGAAAUAGACUCCUGGAUACAUACUGUCACCUUGUCAUGCGAGAUCCUCUUCAGGCAGGAUCACGUCGGGGUCACCAUAUGUCGCGGUUG
Messenger RNA from Columba livia (rock pigeon), 2785 nucleotides. RefSeq lists its product as uncharacterized. Bases 843 to 1958 code for a protein of 371 amino acids. NCBI's taxonomy places the organism in Eukaryota, Metazoa, Chordata, Aves, Columbiformes, Columbidae. The record is from RefSeq and is a predicted model, not a curated record. The transcript has 2 exons. Gene Ontology annotation, molecular function: RNA-DNA hybrid ribonuclease activity; nucleic acid binding.